This is a messenger RNA of Stylonychia lemnae, 2772 nucleotides long. The record is from the annotation of a GenBank genome assembly. NCBI's taxonomy places the organism in Eukaryota, Ciliophora, Spirotrichea, Sporadotrichida, Oxytrichidae.
AUGGCGUACUUGAUUGGAAAGGGUGGCUCACGAGUCAAUCUGAAAAGAAAGUAUCAUUAUCAUUCAACUGAGGGACCCUAGCAAACUCUAGAGUCUUUGCCUACUUUUAAGAUGAGUAAUUUGCAGGAGAGAAAGGCUCAGCAUAUUGAGAUAAGGCUAUAUGAAAAGGGGAUUCAGGGCUUUGAUAUUAUAGAUGAUGGAAUAGGAAUUAGUGAAAACGAGUUUAAAUCAGAUUAUGUUAGAUGCAUGCCAAAGAGAGAAAGAAAUGAGAUCUACAAAACAAGGAGUAUUGGCUAUCGAGGAGAAGCUCUAGAUUCUUUAAGCAGAGCUAGUGAUUUCACAUCAAGAUAACUCGAAAGCUUAACCUAGUUGAAUUCAAUCUAAAAGAUAAGCAGGCAAGGCACUCUAGUUUAAGUGCGAAAUAUUCAUAAGCAGAAUCAGCAAUAUCACUAAAAGUUCAUUAAAAACAAUAUGCAGCAGUACAAUUAGCUUGAGUCAAUCCUUAAGUAAUAUGCAAUGAUACUGUACAAUAAGGAGUUUAAGUUAACAAACUCACCUUUGGCACUUGACAAUACCAGCGAUAAAAUUCUAGAUAAUAUGUCCUUUUUGGAGGAAAAUCUAAGAGGGUUUCUUGACAAGUACUUCAAAAAUCAGUAUCCACAUAUUAACAAGGAACUCGACAUUUAUGAGGACUCACUGAUAAAUAAUUCGAUCAAAAUUAAAACAUAUCUGACUAGACCUGGCUACUCUAAAAAGGGUGAGCUUAAGCAGUUUCAUCUCUUUCUAAAUGAAAGGCCAGUCGAGGGAACCAAAAGGCUAAAAGGAGUAUUUCAGUAACUUUAUAAAGAUUUCAUGAUACCAGAGAAGACGAUCCCAUUUGUAUUUGUUCAUAUUGAGACACAUCAUACCAAUUACGACUUGAAAUUAAUGGCUGAUUAAAGAAAGUUCUUUUUCAAACCUGAAUCAGAAAAACUCAUCUAUGAAAAGCUAAGAUCCUUUUUCCUAUAAAAAUUUAACUAGCUGUGUCCAAAGUACACCGAUGAGCAAAUUAAGUAAUGCAUUAAGCAAUAAGGCAUGUAUGAUGCAAAGUCAAAUUAUAGUUAGAGCUCAGAUGAAUAGCAAAAUUCGGAUCUUGAUGAAAAGCAAAUCUAAAAUUAAAAAAGAAAAAAGAAGUCAAUCAGAAAACUAUAGUCAAUCUAAAUUCAGCCAAAGUAUGGCGAAGAGCUAAAAACAAACGAGGAAUUGAAUGAAGUAAUAUAAGAGAUUUAGGAAUAGGAGGAGUUGUGGGAUAUUUAUAAGACUGACUUCAGCUAGGAUUCUACUCAUAAGGUUAAACUGACUUAGAAUCAUUUAGCGAAAUUUAAGAAAUUUCAAAGCUGCCCAAAUACCUAGAACGUAAAAUAAAAUGAGACUCAAGAUUUAUUAACAGAGACAGAAAUUUCACAGGAUUCAAGGUAAAAUGAAAAUACAGAAAUACUUGUGCAAGAAAAUGAAUUAGAAGUUAAAAAGAUAGUAGAAGGAGUUGAGUUACCUGAAGUUGAAAAUUUAUCACAACUGGCAACCACAGUUACUAUUCCAGGUGAAACCAAUAAUGUUAUAGCUAUCUCUACAACUCGAAGUGAGACUACAAUGACUUUUACAGCUAGGUCUUCAAUAUUAUCAUAACUAGAUUAGGAGGAGCUUAAUGAGCAUUACAACAUAUACAAAAAUGAUAAAACUUUGCAGUUUGGCAUAGAGCAAAUGAUCACUUAUAUCAACUAUUAGAAUUAAAAGGAUACCCUCUAAUUUGACUAGAAUAACAUAGCUUUAUAGGAAAAUUUCAUUGAUCUCGAUCCUUAAGCUGAGUUGAUAAAAAGAGUACAAAAUAAAAAGAAGUAUAGGCCUAGUUUCAUAUUAAGGCUUAAUAGAAGGUACCAGCAGUUGAUUAAUGAAAUGAAUUAUGACAAGUUCAUGCAUGACUUUAAAAACGACGAUAUGAAGAAGAUAUUUGAGAAGAGAGAGUUUAGAAAGCUAAAGACUAUAGGCUAAUUUAAUGAUGGUUUUAUACUUUGCACUCUCAAUAAAAAUGACCUCUUUAUUCUUGAUUAGCAUGCUUGUGAUGAGCGGUAUAAUCUGGAAAGACUCACUGCCAAACUCAAAGUAGAUUCAUAGCCUUUGAUGCAGCCCAUCUUCACUGAUUUAGCUUUGGGAUCAUAUAAUCUUGUCCAGAAGUAUGAAAGGAUAUUUAACAUUUAUGGGUUCAAGUUUGAGAAGCUGGAGAGAGCUUCAUUCCUAAGUAUGAACUCUAAAGAGGAGCUAGUCUGUUUAAAGAUAAGAUCUCUCCCAUAGAGCAAUGACACUUAAUUUGAGGAGUCAGACUUUCAUAAUCUGCUCACUGCUCUUAGAGGUUACGAUUCAGAUCCAGUUUUAUAAUAAAGGUACAAAACUGAGCAGCAACUAACUGAAUUCGUUAUUCCAAGAAAAAUUCAUGCUGUUUUAGCUCUUAGAGCCUGCAGAUCCUCAUUCAUGAUUGGUGAUAAGCUUAAUUCCUAGUAAAUAAGAGACCUCAUCGAUCACUUGUAUAAACUCAAAGAGCCCUGGAUAUGUGCACAUGGCAGACCAACAAUGAGAUAUAUUAUGAAUAUCGAAGACUUAAAAUAAAGAAUAAAGACUUCCAUAAUCUGCUAAAGAUCACCUCCUAAACUACUUGAACUCGAAGUGGAUGAUGAGUGCUUCGAGACUUAGGACAACUAUAAUUGGUUAAAUAGCUAGGCUUAUUGGAAUAAUUAUUGA